AAUAAUAAUAAUAAUAAUAAUAAUUAAUGGAAUGGAAAUUAAUAAUAUAAUGGAAGGAAAAAAUUCAUCCAGCCAUAUGUUGCAGAAGAAGAUACGAGAUUUUACCGGUUCAAUUGUCGAAUCCAUUUCCAACGGUCGUUCCCCUGUGAUCUACUUCAAUCGUUUUUCUAAUUACUGCACCGAUCCUUCUGGAAACUGCUAUUGCAGCCAUGAUACUGUUAAGGGAGUGGAGAUUCUCACCCUGCAACGGGAGUACCAUGCACGUAGGUUAGACAUUUUACUGCGAGUACUGCUUAUUGUUCAACAACUUCUGCAAGAGAAUAAGCAUGGGUCAAAGAGAGACAUUUAUUACAUGCAUCCUUCUGUGUUUCGAGAACAAUCCGUUGUUGACCGCACCAUCAAUGACAUUUGCAUCCUUCUUCAGUGCAGUCGCCACAAUCUGAAUGUUGUGUCUGUUGCGAAAGGAUUGGUGAUGGGAUGGCUGAGAUUUUCAGAAGCUGAUAGAAUUACAAACUGUCUAAGUCACCCUGAUACUGCACACUCUAUUCCGGUACACAUAGAAGAAGUGAAAGAUAUCAUCAGUGUCGCAGACUACAUACUAGUGGUGGAGAAAGAAUCAGUAUUUCAACGGCUAGCAAACGAUUGUUUUUGCAAGACUAAUCGUUGCAUUGUCAUCACGGGCAGAGGUUAUCCUGAUAUUCCAACAAGGAGGUUCUUGCGGCUACUCACCGAACAGCUGAAAUUGCCGGUCUAUUGCUUGGUUGAUUGUGAUCCAUAUGGCUUUGACAUCUUGACAACAUACCGGUUUGGUUCAAUGCAAAUGGCAUAUGAUGCAAAGAUUAUGAGGCUUCCUGAGAUACAAUGGAUUGGAGCAUUUCCGUCAGAUGUGGAGAAAUAUAGUAUUCCACAACAUUGUCUUCUUCCUAUGACAACCGAAGAUAGGAUCAAAACAGAGGCAAUUUUAAAGCGAUGUUAUCUGCAGAGGGUUGUGCCACAAUGGAGGUUGGAACUACAGCUGCUGCUGGAAAGUGGAGUCAAGUUUGAGAUUGAAGCAUUAUCUGUUCACUCGCUUACCUUCUUGUCAAAAGGGUAUCUACCUUCUAAGAUACAAGGCGGGUUCUCCACAGAACAUCCUACCUUUUACUCUCUAAGACACUGCAUUAUACCCGACACAGGGUUGUUGUCUGAAAGUUCACUCCAGAGUCUUGUAUGAUGAUGACUAUUGAAGUCUUACGUUCCAGCUGUGGACUGUUGUAAAGGUUGUGUUUAUCAUUGCUUCUUUAACUUUUUCUAUCUGAAUUUCUGUCAGAGUUUGUGUUGAUGGUAAUAUAGAUGGUAUUCUCUAUCCUUUCAGCAGGUGGAAAUUUUGAUCCAUUCAUAUAUAAAAUUUAUGUUUGGGUUA
Molecule: messenger RNA, 1402 nt
Organism: Erigeron canadensis
Lineage: Eukaryota; Viridiplantae; Streptophyta; Magnoliopsida; Asterales; Asteraceae
Product: meiotic recombination protein SPO11-1
Exons: 16
Coding region: 32-1213 (393 amino acids)
Biological process (GO): reciprocal meiotic recombination; meiotic DNA double-strand break processing; meiotic DNA double-strand break formation
Cellular component (GO): nuclear chromosome
Molecular function (GO): ATP binding; DNA topoisomerase type II (double strand cut, ATP-hydrolyzing) activity; DNA binding
Source: RefSeq, a predicted model, not a curated record